This is a messenger RNA of Labrus mixtus (cuckoo wrasse), 1832 nucleotides long. It is a transcript of the gene pde6d, whose product is annotated as phosphodiesterase 6D, cGMP-specific, rod, delta. Gene Ontology annotation, cellular component: cytoplasm. Lineage: Eukaryota; Metazoa; Chordata; Actinopteri; Labriformes; Labridae. Gene Ontology annotation, biological process: sensory perception of light stimulus. The transcript is spliced from 5 exons. The coding region runs from base 240 to 692 and encodes 150 amino acids. The record is from RefSeq and is a predicted model, not a curated record.
CCUUUGACUGGCUAGGCUCCCUGCCCUUAGUUAGCUUGGUAUAUUAAGCUGAUUGCAUUAUCGGAUCAGAUUUAAACUGCGGUCCAACAAUAUAGUCAAGUACACAUAGUUUAUGCUAUUUUCUGCAAACAUUGACUUUCAAUGUAGUUAGCUAAUAAGAUAAGCUAACAUCAACGGAGCUUUUGUUAUUUUGACAGAUCCUGGAUUUCUUGUAAGGAUCGAAAGAGACGGUUUCUGAAAUGUCUUCAGACGAAGACAGGGCCAAGGAGAUUUUAAGGGGCUUCAAACUAAACUGGAUGAACCUUCGAGAUGCAGAGACGGGUAAAGUCCUUUGGCAGGGCACUGAGGACCUCUCGGUACCUGGUGUAGAACACGAAGCCCGCGUCCCGAAGAAGAUCCUGAAGUGUAAAGCGGUGUCUAGAGAAUUGAACUUUUCCUCAUCAGAGAAACUGGAGAAGUUCCGACUGGAGCAAAAAGUUUUCUUCAAAGGACAGUGUCUAGAAGAAUGGUUCUUUGAGUUUGGUUUCGUUAUCCCAAACUCCACCAACACAUGGCAGUCUCUGAUAGAAGCCGCCCCAGAGUCCCAAAUGAUGCCCGCCAAUGUUUUAACUGGUAACGUGAUCAUAGAGACCAAGUUCUUCGAUGAUGACCUCCAUGUCAGUACCUCCAGGGUACGACUUUUCUACGUCUGACCUCUGACCCCUUUUUACCUUCCAAAAUGCUGACAUCCUUCCUAGGUCUUUAAAUUACAACGGUUAAAUACAAUUUUCAAAGGUAACCGCUCACUGCUGAUUUGAGAUCCGCACAUGGUGGUCCUCUGGUCUGCCAGUUGAGUGUUGUGUUUGGUUCUUCUCUUGUUUUGUUUUUGACCUGACCUUGGGGGGGAAAGAAAUAGGAGAAGAUGUUACUAUUCUCUUCCUUUGAUCAAGAUCAUCUCUCUCUACGAUAUCCCCUCCAUACUGUUCCACUGAUUUGAAGUUAGCCACUCUGACAUCACAUGAUUUGUGCUUUUUUUAAAUUUUUAUUCUGCCCUCUUGCACUCCAAGGUUGUAUUUACUCAGGAACAGAACAGUAGACUUGUGAGCCGUCAGAUCUUCUUUACUCUGAACAUAGAAACACUGCUCUAUAUGUGACGUCAGUGUGGAGGGCGAUGAAGCUCAUUGUGUAAUCAAAAGGUCUUCUUCUAGCUGUGUCUCAUUACAGAGAUGACCUCUGACACUUUAUUUAUGAUCAACACGGUCCCCUGUAGUAAACAUUUAUCGUCUAUUAGGAGAAACAUGGAAGUUUAAAGGGAUGAAUUCUGACGACUGCCUGAAUGUGGUCUCUGUGAGGCCAAGUAUUGGAUCUGCUGAUGUGGCAUUUGUCUUGUGUAGGACAGCUUUGCAGACGGCCUCUGGAGUGGGACACAGCUUACAGCAGCUAAAGCUUUCCUAAACGAGUAUAGGACAUUGUUAUUUUAUCCACGCAGAACAGGAAUGAAAACCUGCUCACUGUUGUCAUGACGAUACAUUUUCAAAGCAGUGUGAUGGAGGGACAAUCAUCAGUUAACAGGACGUGGAUAGAGAUAAUGGUGUAGGUGGUAUCAUUUAUUCUCAGUAGUUCACCUGUUGUCCGUUUCAUUCCAACUACACAGACGUUAACAGCUUCUUAAGGUGUUGAACUAGUUCUGCUUUGUACAUCCUGCUUAGGUUUUCAACUUUGACUUCCCAUCCCGUUCACUGCAUUCAUGUGGUUUGUUUUUUUCUUAGCAGCUACCUGGGCUGUGUAAAAUAGGCUUGUGUUUUAAUAUGACAGAAGUUGUGAAUUAAAGUCUUUGAGUGUUGUGAUAAAAU